Cladophialophora immunda is the source of this 1721-nucleotide messenger RNA. RefSeq lists its product as uncharacterized. Bases 373 to 1386 code for a protein of 337 amino acids. The record is from RefSeq and is a predicted model, not a curated record. The transcript has 2 exons. NCBI's taxonomy places the organism in Eukaryota, Fungi, Ascomycota, Eurotiomycetes, Chaetothyriales, Herpotrichiellaceae. Gene Ontology annotation, molecular function: metallopeptidase activity.
CUCUUUGCUUCCGAGGCAAGAGACGUGACGAAACAAGAGACCUCCUGAGCAGACGCACAGCAUGCAUCAUGAACAUUGCCCAAUCCUCGACCUCUGACCCUCCAUCGAUCGACAAUCGCACUGCAAAGGACACGCAUUGAUCUGCGCAGACAGCUGAUCGGGCGAAAACCGACCUGUCACCAAGUGAUGCUCACUUCACUUCACGAUAUGACCGUAAUGGGGGGAUUUUCUCCCUUCAAAAUAAAUGAUAAAAUGAGACGAGAGACGCAACCGCACCUUUGAAAGCCUGCCAGACUUCGAGCUCGAAUCGAGACUCAAGUGCUUCUCCUCUUACCCACCCCUCCACCGGCCUUCUGUGUCUACCUUCGAAACAUGCGUUCCCUCUAUCGUCUCUAUUGCUUGUUGGCACCACUCUCCUUCUUGCUCAUUGCUCAGAUCGCACUAUGUCAGAAUUACGGCCCUCGAUUUCGCUUUGACAACCAGGACAACGGAAAUGGCGAGGACCUGCCCGAAACCCCCCAACAGCGACAGAAUGAUCUUCAUUGGGGUUUUCACGAGGCGCUGAUGCUGGCCAGAAUGGUGUCGGUAACCUUCAACCCUUGCGAGCCGGUCUUUCUCCGCUAUUUCAAACGAGCCGACGCGGAUUUCGUCAGGGACGUCUUCUACACAAUUGCCAACAUCCCGCUCGGGGGCCUUCCACCGAAUCUGCAAGAUUUCAACGCAUUCAACCAAUUCGUCUCCGGCUUCGGACAGAACGCAGUCAAUCCCAAAUUCGACCAGCUGUCGAUAUCGAUCAAUGACAACAGUGCAAUUGGUGAAUACACCCCAUUGUGUGCGACUGUCCCGGGCUUCCAGGCAUACUUCGACCAGAAAUACGACACACUGGGAGACCUGGGCUUCAUAUCUGUCUGCGAUUACGCCUUCAAUUUCCCGUCCCUUGCCGACAUCGAGAACCCGCCAAGCUGGGCCAGAGAUCCGACGACGGGGGCUCCCGAACCGGGCUUUGGGUGUGACGGUCUGCUUGAUCACGACAACGACUACAUGCUGAGCCUCAGUGGGAUCAUGCUGCAUGAGAUUUUCCAUUGGCCCUAUCUCCUGCGGGACAUUCCGGGCUAUGACACCUACAUUUCCCUGUACCAAGAUGACCAGCUCGCAAUUCAGGACUGGGACGGGCCAUUCCCAACGGACGGUUAUGGCCCCUAUCACGCCAUGCAAAUCAACAACCUCCAACCACAGCAAUCAUCCUCGGGGUGGCCAUCCUUGAAUAACGCCGACAGUUAUCUCUACUACGCUCUGUCGAAGUGGUGGCAAUUUAAGUGCCGACGAACAUUUGGUCCUGCAGUCGAUGAGGACGAUGGUCACCGGCGCGAGUAUCCGCGGUAUUGAUCGGGCUGACCCUACAGUCACGAAAAGCCAUCCUUUGUCCACGAAACAGCCAAUAACAUAGAUGAGUGCACUUUCCCUAUCGAGUUACACAGGAAUCCCGGAACUUGAUCCAUGUUAUGUGGAAGGCCGGUUGAGACUGAAUGCUGCUCGUCGCCUCUGGAUGCUCAAAAGAGGCCACCAUUCUGUUCUCAGACCUGUGGCGGGCUGAUUACCAGUUGCGAGUGUGCUUCAGCUAACCACAGUUGAUUGUCCCGGUGCGGCCCUCGUCCACAUAUGGGAGAAUGAUUCUCAAUACCUUGUGACCUACAUAGAUGGGGUGGAUGCAAUACACAAGC